CAUAGGCCCCAUCGAUUCAACACAACUGCACACAUAAGCACUUACUAAUAAUAAAGCUCUGUUUGAAUGUCAUUUUCAUGGAGUCCUACCGCUAACACACAUGGAGGUCCAAGAGGAAAAACCAAUCAUCUAUACUAUGGAAAACAAGCCGAUUGUGACAUGUGCUGGAGACCAGGGCUUGUUUACAUCUCUCUAUACAUCAUUGGCCCAACAACUUCCCAGGGAGCCAAUGGAAUGGAGGAGGACGUAUGGCCGUGCCCCAAAAAUGAUCCACCUUGAAGCUAAUUUUGUCCAGUUUAAAGAGGAGCUCCUCCCCAAGGAGGGCAACAAGGCUCUCCUCACCUUCCCUUUCCUCCAUAUCUACUGGACUGACUGCUGUGAUACAGAGGUGUAUAAGAGCACAGUAAAGGAGGACAUGAUGCGCUGGCAGAACAGCCUGCGGUCCCACAGCUCACCAGACUGGGUCAUCAUUGUUGUGGAGACCAAUGAUACGAAGAAAAAGAACAAGACCAACAUCCUGCCUCGGUCAUCCAUUGUGGACAAGAUCCGGAGUGAUUUUUGCAACAAACAGAACGACAGGUGUGUGGUGCUGUCCGAUCCUCUCAAGGACUCAUCUCGGUCUCAGGAAUCCUGGAAUUCUUUAUUACUCAAACUGCGAACUCUCCUCCUCAUGUCCUUCACCAAGAACCUCGGCCGCUUUGAAGAUGACAUGCGAACUCUCCGAGAGAAGCGCACCCAGCCUGGCUGGAGCUUCUGUGAAUACUUCAUGGUCCAGGAAGAGCUGGCCUUUGUUUUCGAGAUGUUGCAGCAGUUUGAAGAUGCUUUGGUCCAGUAUGAUGAACUUGAUGCUCUUUUUACCCAAUAUGUUCUCAACUUUGGAGCAGGAGAUACAGCUAACUGGCUCGGCUCAUUCUGUGCUCCGGUGCGUAACUGGAGUGGCUUGCUACUUCGGCGGCCCAUCGACAUGGAGAAGAGGGAUGGGAUCCAGCGAGGGGAGGCCAGCUUGUUGGAUUUAAGGAGCUACCUCUUUUCCCGCCAAUGCACCUUACUCAUCUUUCUCCAGAGGCCCUGGGAGGUCACACAGAGAGCACUGGACCUGCUGCACAACUGUGUCCAGGAGCUACGCCUGCUUGAAGUGUCUGUGCUGGAGGGGGCACUGGACUGCUGGGUGUUCCUCAGCUGCUUGGAGGUUUUGCACAGGAUUGAGGGCUGUUGUGAUCAGGCCCAGUUAGCUUCAAACUGCUCCCAUACUGUUGGACUCUGGGCAUACGCAACUGACAAGCUGAAGUCCCUUGGGGAACUCUGUGGCCUGGUGUCAGAGAAGGGACCCACAUCUGAGGACCUGAACAGGACAGUAGAUCUACUGGCUGGACUGGGAGAUGAGAGACCUGAGACUGUCAGCAGUUUGCAGAGCCCUUACAAAAAGCUGAAAGAAGCUUUGUCGUCUGUUGAAGCUUUUGAAAGACACUAUCUUGAACUGUCUCAUGCUGCUAUGGAGAUGUACACGGCCAUUGGGCGGCUAAGGUCUGCCAGACUGGUGGGGAAAAGCCUGGCUGAGUUUUACAUGAGAAAGGGGGACCCUGAGCGAGCAGAAACCCUCUUACAGGAAGCGCUGAAGUCAUAUGUAUCGGAGGGCUGGAGCCUCCCUGUCACUCACACCAGGAAACAGAUUGCUGAGUGUCAGAAACUGCUGGGAAGAACUGAAGAUUACCUGCAGACCAGUGCCUUGUUGGCAGGUGAUGUGAAUCUGACCACCGAGGAGAGGAAGCACUUUUGUCAGGAACUUCUGACCUUUGCUGCCAAGUCUGGAGGUCAGUCCCCAAAAGUGACUCUCAGUAUGGGUGUUUUUGCUCAACUCACACGACUACAGUUCCAUCCAGCGACAGCCUCUGUACACUCUGGUGCCGUCUUGCAGGUGGAGCUCACCCUCCGAUGUUUGAUGCCCGUGUCAGUGCACAUACAACAAGUAGCUGCUAGCAUUCACUUUGACGUGGAUCACGGGGGGACUCAUGGGAGGUCCAAAUCAACUCAGAGGCAAAGAAACCCAGCGACAGUAGAGUUUAACCAGGCUAACUUGUCAGCGGGUCCCCCUUCCUCUUCAGCUGCGGGUCCCUCUUUAGAAAUGGAUGAAAUCCAGGACAGGAGUCCUUCAGACAAUUCUCUCAACUCUACAGGAGUGGUGUGUAAAAACACUCACCUGCUCAUGCGUCGUCAUGACAGUAGCUCGCCACCAGACAUGCCCAACUGUUUCAGUCCGCCUGCUGUUACCAUGAAGGAAGGAGCUCAGAUGCUGAAAGUGCAGGAUGUAACAUUAGAACCCGGGAAUAACAGCAUUACCUUCACAGCACCAAGUGGACAACCAGGUACAUAUACAUUGCGUCAGCUGUGUGCCAUUGUGGGUCAAGUGCAGCUUGUGCUGCCUCAUAUCUACCCAUCAGUCCAAUAUGAAGUUUAUUCUCAGGAGCCCCAGCUCACUGUGGAGCCUCUCUCAGAGCCGCUGUUAGCCGGUCUGCCUCAGAUGGUGAAGUUCACCCUGUUGACGGGUCAUUACGCUGUGAAGAAAGGAGACGCUCUGCAGCUCAGCAACACAGACACCAUGCCUAUCCUACCGUCCACCAGCUGCACCGCACGCAUCACUGACCCAACCGCUGAAUCGGUGAGUGAAAGCGUCCUCUUCAUUCAGUCGUCUGAGAAGGUGACCAGCAUCAGUCUGCCCCCGACCCCUCCCUACCACACUCUGGAAUUCCAGCUGGAGGUUUUGUGCAUCAUCCCAUCUGGGACAGACGGACCUGCCAAUGAGAGGCUGACCAAUGGGGAGAUCCGCCAUCGCCCACGCAGCUACAGUCAUCCUGACACGCCCAUGACCGCUAUUGACCAGAGGAUGUCUAUCGACUGCCCCUGGUCAAUCUACUCCACACUGUUAGCCCUCACCUUUUACAUCCCCUUCAAGACCAAACACUCACUGCUCUCUGCUGGUAACAGGAAGUACAUCCAGGUGUGCGUGCACAAUGUGUCGGAUGUGAACUUUACGCUGGCAGAAAUGAGGCUGUCAGAAAAGCAGCAUGCGUCACUGGAGCUGCAGUCCCUUAACGCUAAAACCCAACAGCUCUUGUGCAAUAAGCACAGUGUGUUCUGCUUGUGGGAGGUGAGGUGGAAGGAUGACCUGCCUUCCUGUCUCCAGUGUGUUUUCUCUGCCAACUUCUCUCCACUCAAGCAAGAUGUCUCCUCCUUCAAACCCUUUCACUACCAGUUUCAGUUUGAGAGAGUCACUACAUUGUACAGUGUGAGAGCUGAGAUCCUGCCCCCUGCUGGUGAGCAACACUGUCGCUCUGGUUUCCUCUGUGGACUGGAGGUUUGUAUAACACGACUGACUGAACCUGCAGAGGGAGAGCUGGCAGAGGAAAGCAAGACUGACACUGAUGGUCCUAAAACCACCAAACUCAUGUAUGAAGUGGCUGACAGCAGCAGUAACUGGGCUGUGUGUGGGAAGAGUUCAGGGAUGGUGUCGAUGCCUAUUACGGCCAACGCCACACACAAGGUGCAGAUUGAGGUGAUGCCGCUGUUCGCAGGUCACCUUCCUUUCCCCAAAAUCAAAGUGCUGAAGUACCUGCCUCACACUGCAGCCGUGGCCAUUCAACCAGACCCUGACAGCUGCGUGGAAAAUGACAGUCUUUCCCUCCUGGACAAGACGCUGGACGACCAGGCAGACACUGCGAGUAUUCGCAGUAGAGGCAGCGUCCACUCUGUGGGCAGUGGUGACCAGCAGCAGAAAGGCGUGGCAAUGCCACGUCUGGAGCCCUUCAACCCUGGACAAGUGUUCAACCACAGCCACGCACGACAGGUGCUGGUGCUGCCCUCCACUGACGACCACAUCAUGGAGGUCAACGCUACAUGACCCCAGUGACAAGAGCUCCCACCCCCUUCUUAAUAGGACUAAACCGAGGCCCUGGAUGGACUCUGCUGAGCUUUUGCUCUGUGGCAGAACGGGUCCAUGAGUCCAUGUCAAAAAAAACUCUGCGGUUUGCCAGUGUGGACUCCCCCUCCCCAAGCAUGAAACAUUCACAUCACUGGAGACAUUACAGACAAGAGGCAGCGACCAGCCAGUGACAUCUGCUGAUAGAUUUAAUAAAGAUUUUUUUCUUUGCCAUAUUUUGUACAUAGGUCAUUGAAUGGAUUUAUAGUUAUAAAGAUGAAUAUAUAUAUAUAUAUAUGAACUGAUCAAUCAGAUUGGCACUUGCUCUGUGCUCCUCCAAGCUGAAGAAUAACACUCCUGAUUGUCCCAUGAUGCACCAAAGCCCUAGAUGUGUGUACGCCUGGAUGAGCUGUAACUCAAGUGCUGUAACUGACCGAGUGUUUUCCAGCUGCAAGUGCUGUUCAUGUGCCUCUCAUGUGGUCAGUCGUUUUAUAUUUGAAACCAUGAGAAGUUGAUUUACAAACCAGAUUAUCAAAUCAGUUUUGGUAGAAAGAUCCAGCAGUCCUCACAGAUGGUGCCGUGCAGCCGAUACAGGAAACAUUCCCACUUACGCGUGAUGAAGUAGAAUAUUAAGGCUGAGGUCAGACUACAUAAUAUCAGCCUGGUAAUGUAUUCCAUUGACUCGGUUAUAAGAGCUCAUAGCUAGUCUGUGGCAACCAUGUAAUCACCAGUACUGAAGUUGUAUAAGAGAGUGAGCAGAAACUGUGUAAUCUGACCCCAGUCACUAGACAAGCAGCUGCCAAUAUUGUGAGUCACCUGAACAGACGGGUGAUAAUUUGACUUUUCUUGAAACCAGAGAAAACAUUUUGGUCUGUGGACUUUUACAUACUCGUUGAUUUUGACAGUUGUAGACGUUGUCAUGCUAAGUCGCGUUGCCUCUGACAAUGGUGUAAAAAAAAAAACAGUCCCCAAAACUCAAAAUGCAAGUUGUGCUGUAUUUGAAAAUAUAUAAGAAAUCAAAUACUAGAUCCACAAUACAUUGAACUUGCUUUGUGAGAGUUACUUGAUAAUUUUUAGAAGAUAUUUUUUUUUUCUUUUAAAGAGGGACAGAAAUCAACUAAUUCCCUUUUAAAUAUUAAACAAGUAUUUAGAAUUUCAAAAGCAACCUGUUUGGGAUUUGGCAUCCUCCCCCUAAAUAUAAUGUAAAAUGAAUGAAAAGAUAAGAGUUUUAUUGCUGCAGGAAGAAUGUUCGUCACAAAUAUAGAACAGUAAGAUUAAGU
Molecule: messenger RNA, 5193 nt
Organism: Solea solea (common sole)
Lineage: Eukaryota; Metazoa; Chordata; Actinopteri; Pleuronectiformes; Soleidae
Gene: trappc10
Product: trafficking protein particle complex subunit 10
Exons: 23
Coding region: 101-3895 (1264 amino acids)
Biological process (GO): intra-Golgi vesicle-mediated transport; early endosome to Golgi transport
Cellular component (GO): TRAPPII protein complex
Molecular function (GO): protein binding
Source: RefSeq, a predicted model, not a curated record